Penicillium argentinense is the source of this 951-nucleotide messenger RNA. Its product is annotated as carbohydrate esterase family 5 protein. Gene Ontology annotation, molecular function: cutinase activity. The coding region runs from base 1 to 951 and encodes 316 amino acids. The record is from RefSeq and is a predicted model, not a curated record. Gene Ontology annotation, cellular component: extracellular region. NCBI's taxonomy places the organism in Eukaryota, Fungi, Ascomycota, Eurotiomycetes, Eurotiales, Aspergillaceae. The transcript has 2 exons. Gene Ontology annotation, biological process: carbohydrate catabolic process.
AUGAAGUCGGCCGUUUUAUUCUACAUACUGAGCACCGCAUUUGCGGCUCCCACUCCUACCAUUGAGGAGCGUCAGCUGCCUGGUCUCGGUGGCUCUGGCAGCGACAGUGGCCUGGGUGCCCUUUCUUCUCUUUUACCCGGCCUCGGUGGCUCCAGUGGUAGCUCCUCUGGUAGUCUUCCCAGCUUCAGCGGCCUGCCUGGCCUGGGUGGUUCCUCUAGUGGCUCCGGCUUGGGUGCUCUUUCCUCGCUCUUCCCCAGCGGUGGCUCUUCCACUGGUUCCGGCCUUGGUGCUCUCUCCUCGCUCUUGCCGAGCAGCGGCUCCUCUGGUCUGGGUAGUCUUCCUGGUCUGGGAGGCUCGUCGUCCUCUCUCAUCAAGCGCCAGGACAUUAGCUCUCUCCUCGGCUCGGGCUCCACCGAGAAUGGUGUGACCCAGAACAAGGGCUGCCAGCCUUUGACCUUCAUCUUUGCGCGUGGUAGCACUGAGAUGGGUAACAUGGGCUCUAUUGUUGGACCCCCUGUUGCUCAGCAGCUGAACUCGCUGCUGAACAACAAGGUUACCGUGCAGGGUGUUACUUAUGAUGCCGGAAUUGCAAGCAACGCCGAACUCGGCGCCAACGGUGGCCCCAUCAUGGCCAAGCUAGUCAAGCAAGCCCUCAGCCAAUGCCCCAAGACCAAGGUCGUCGUCGGCGGAUACUCGCAAGGCUCGAUGGUCGUGCACAACGCCGCCAACAGACUUAGCGCCGGCCAGAUCAGCGCCGCGGUCCUCUUCGGCGACCCCUUCAAGAUGCAGUCCGUCGGCAAGCUGUCCAGCAGCAAGGUUAAGGAGUUCUGCGCGUCUGGUGACCCCGUUUGCGAGAAUGGCAUGAACGUCAUGGCUCACAUUACCUAUGGCAGUGAUGCCAAGGAGGCGGCUCAGUUCCUUGUUCAGGCUUCUGGUGUCAACUCUUCUUAA